Molecule: messenger RNA, 2643 nt
Organism: Eucalyptus grandis
Lineage: Eukaryota; Viridiplantae; Streptophyta; Magnoliopsida; Myrtales; Myrtaceae
Product: probable galacturonosyltransferase 14
Exons: 6
Coding region: 528-2135 (535 amino acids)
Molecular function (GO): polygalacturonate 4-alpha-galacturonosyltransferase activity
Source: RefSeq, a predicted model, not a curated record
GGGAGGGAAGGAGGAUGAGAUCGGGGGUUGACUGUUCAUCCGAGCUCCUCCAUAUCAAAGCCUGAAAAAGGAAAGAGCAACAGCUCCACAAAACAACAAACUCCAAACCCUACCCCACUCUCUUUUCUCUCUCUAUCUCUUCCAUGGCGGAAGGCGGAGCCGAGGUCAAUCGUCCGGCGCGGCGCCACCGCUCCUCCCCGGCGCUCGCCUGAUCCCCCCCGACCGCCGAUCGCGCCAGCCCGCAGAUCCGGCAUUGGCGUCGCCGCCGGGAACACCCCCCCGUCAAUGCGGUCUCGGCCGCCGCCGCCAUCAUCAUCGCCCCCGCGCACCGACGACGAUCCCCGCAUUGCCGCUCCCGCCAGAUCGCGCCGCCGCCCCUCUCCCCCCUCCCCGGCUCCCGUCUCCCGCCUCGGCGCUGGCGUCCGGAUCCGAUGGUGGCCGCCGCGAGGCGAUCGCGAACCGCUGCCCUCGUCGUCUUCCUUUGCUCCCGUCGGCGUCUUUGUGGUGAGAUUGAGCGUGCUUAGAGAAUGAUGCAGCUUAGCUUCUCGCCUAGCAUGAGGAGUCUGACCAUAUCGAGCAGCAAUGGAUUCGCCGACUUGAUGAAGAUCAAGAUCGCAGCCCGCCACUUCUCGUACCGGACGCUCUUCCACGCCAUCCUCAUCCUCGCGUUCUUGUUGCCCUUCGUGUUCAUUCUCACCGCCGUCGUCACUCUCGAGAGUGUCCCCAACUGCUCCUCCUCCCUCGGUUGUUUAGGUAGAAGAUGGGGGCCUAGCUUUCUUGGUAGGGUUGAUGCUUCAGAGAGAUUAGUGAGAGACUUGUAUAUGAUCCUCAAUGAUGUCAAUACUGCUGCAAUCCCCAAUAAUUUACAGCUCCCAGAUUCAUUUAGUCAACUUGUUCUUGAAAUGAAGAACAACCAGUAUGAUGCAAGAACCUUUGCCUUGAUGUUAAGAGCAACGAUGGAGAAAUUUGAAAGAGAGGUCAGGGAGUCCAAAUUUGCUGAACUGAUGAACAAGCAUUUUGCUGCCACAUCUAUUCCAAAAGGCAUCCACUGUCUGUCUCUGCGUUUAACAGAUGAAUAUUCCUCUAACGUUCAUGCGCGAGUACAAUUGCCAUCUCCAGAGCUUCUUCCUCUGCUCUCGGACAACUCCUAUCACCAUUUUAUUUUAUCUACUGACAACGUUCUAGCUGCUUCAGUUGUUGUCGCUUCUGCAGUUCAGUCAUCUUUAAAACCUGAGAAGAUAGUCUUUCAUGUCAUCACUGACAAGAAAACUUACUCAGCGAUGCACUCAUGGUUUGCACUUAAUCCUGUAUCCCCAGCUAUUAUCGAAGUAAAAGGUAUUCACCAGUUUGACUGGUUAAUGAAAGAAAACAUUCCUGUGCUAGAAGCAGUUGAGAACAACAGGGGAGUAAGGACUUAUUACCAUGGAAAUCAUAUUGCUGGAGCAAAGCUUGAUGAUACAACUCCAAGGAUGUUUGCUUCGAAAUUGCAAUGGAAAAGUCCAAAAUACAUUUCCUUACUCAAUCAUCUGAGAAUAUAUAUACCAGAGCUAUUUCCAAACCUCGACAAGGUGGUUUUCCUGGACGAUGAUGUUGUUAUUCAGCGUGAUCUAUCUCCACUUUGGGAACUUGAUCUUGGUGGAAAGGUUAAUGGAGCUGUCGAAACUUGUAGGGGUGAAGAUGAUUGGGUUAUGUCCAAGCAUUUCAAAAAUUACUUCAAUUUCUCUAAUCCACUUAUAGCAAAACAUUUGGACCCUGAUGAAUGUGCUUGGGCCUAUGGCAUGAAUAUAUUUGAUCUCCGUGCAUGGAGAAAGACUGAUAUAAGGGACAUUUAUGAGUACUGGCUAAAAGAGAAUCUGAAGUCAAAUAUGACGAUGUGGAAAUUGGGUACUCUUCCUCCUGCUUUGAUUGCAUUCAGAGGUCAUAUUCACCCAAUCGACCCAUCGUGGCACAUGCUUGGCUUGGGGUAUCAGAUUAAGACCGAUGUUGAGAGUGUCAAGAAGGCUGCAGUUAUACAUUAUAAUGGUCAGUCGAAACCCUGGUUGCAGAUUGGCUUUGACCACCUGAGGCCAUUUUGGAGCAAAUACGUGAACCACUCCAAUGAUUUCGUAAGAAGCUGUCGGAUAUUGGAGUCAUAGUUGCUCAGCUCGGAGAGAGCUUGUAGCAGGAAAAUACACGGAAGGACAGAUGAUAUGGUGAAGGGCCAUAUUGUCAAUGGCAUUUCUUCGCAUAAUGCGUUCAUAUUGCAAGCAGAAUUUCUCGGAGUGUACAGCCUCGCUUGUCAGAGAUUUGCAUCAUCCGUUGCACUUUCGGCAGAGAAGAAGCCAGAUAACUAGGUCAUGAACCUGAUUUUCUCUGUCCGACACUGGCAACAGAAAAGGGUAUGAGAUCAAUUGGAGGGCACUCCCUUUUAGCUUCCAAAUGCAGGGAUUCUCACUUCUAAACAGCACUUCAUUUACUUGGCAAUUUUUGUCACCAUUUUUUUCCUCCCGAUUUUCCCAAUAUUAUUUGUAGAUGUAAUUGAAUCGGACGCUGCUACGAUACCCAUCAGUAGGGAGAAAUUGUUUCUAGAUAAUUUUUUGUUUAUGUCAUAUUGUACUAUACAAGAUAAGGUUUAUUUGUGCAGAAAAUUCUUUUGCUUGAGAA